Messenger RNA from Yamadazyma tenuis ATCC 10573, 846 nucleotides. RefSeq lists its product as uncharacterized. The record is from RefSeq and is a predicted model, not a curated record. Lineage: Eukaryota; Fungi; Ascomycota; Pichiomycetes; Serinales; Debaryomycetaceae. Gene Ontology annotation, molecular function: S-adenosylmethionine-dependent methyltransferase activity.
AUGGCCACAUAUUCUAAGAAAGACUUCAACACUAAACACUACAAUGAUGCUAGACCCUCUUAUCCUCCUGCUUUUUACGAAACAUUGAUGGACUAUCAUGGAUCCUCUCGUGACUUAGCAGUUGACAUUGGAUGUGGGUCAGGGUUUGUUACCUUUGCGUUGACAAAGUAUUUCAAAAAGGUUAUUGGUACUGAUAUUAGUGAAGUGAUGGUCGAACAGUGUAGAGCUGAUCCCCGUACUCAAAAAAGUGAUAAACUCGAGUUUUAUGUUGGUGCGGCAGAGGAAACUCCCUCUGUGAUCAAAGAAAACUCGGUAGACUUACUUACAGGUGCUGAAUGUUGUCACUGGGUUGAUCACCCAGUUUUCUUCAAGGAAAGUUGGAGGAUUCUAAAACCAGGUGGAACUUUGGCGUUUUGGUUCUACAAAGACCCGAUUUUUGUUGAUUUCCCAGCUGCUAAUGAUAUUUAUGACGAAUUUUGCUAUGAGUCUCCAGAAUAUAUGGGACCUCAAUAUGAGCAGCCAGGGAGGGCCUUGCUUAGAACAUUGAUGAAAGAAAUUGAUGUUCCCGAAGACUUGUACACUGAUAUUACUAGAGUUGAGUACGAGCCUUUGAGAGACAAGACUCCAAACACUUUGUAUAUCGCUAAACGAAUCAACCUUGCGAUUUUCAAGGAGUAUGUUACCAGCUGGAGUGCCUAUCAUAACUGGAUGAAGGCUUAUCCAGAUAAGAAAGAUGUUGCGGAUCAGUUCAUUGAUAAGUUGGCACUGACACUUGGCUGGGACGAUGACUUCGAGUUCACCGUUGUGUGGGCCACUGUCUACACGUUUGCCAAAAAGAAGGGUUGA